This is a messenger RNA of Wyeomyia smithii (pitcher-plant mosquito), 955 nucleotides long. Its product is annotated as ATP synthase mitochondrial F1 complex assembly factor 2. The coding region runs from base 115 to 924 and encodes 269 amino acids. The record is from RefSeq and is a predicted model, not a curated record. Gene Ontology annotation, cellular component: mitochondrion. Gene Ontology annotation, biological process: mitochondrial proton-transporting ATP synthase complex assembly. The transcript is spliced from 4 exons. NCBI's taxonomy places the organism in Eukaryota, Metazoa, Arthropoda, Insecta, Diptera, Culicidae.
GUGCUUUUGUUUACAUCUGAUAGCAUACGCGUGUAGAAGUAACAGAAAGGUAGUAAAGUUGUUGAUUAAUUUUCUCUCCUAUAGUUAAGCGUCUUUGGGCAAAAAUUCGAACAAAUGCUUUUAAAUAGUUGUAGAUUACUUGUACGAGUAGUAAAUCAGGUAUGUGCAGGUAGCAUACGGAGAUACGUUGCCCCACCUAAGCGAUUCUAUCGCCAAACCGGUGUUGUAUCGAGCAAUGGACGGUAUGAAAUUGCACUGGAUCAGCGAAAGCUCAAAACACUGAAAGGAGCCCCGUUUUUCGUGGAAAGCGAACCGCUAGCUAUUGCCAUUGCGACCGAGUGGGACGCCCAGAGGGAGGUGAUAGAUCGAUCCAGCAUGCAUUUGACAGCCCUAAGCAGCACAGUGAUCGACAACCCAAACAACCUGCAGAAGCCGGAUAUUGUGAACUAUUUAGUCAAUUAUUUAAACACUGACGCUCUUUUGUUCUACACGGGGGAAGAAAAAGGCCUGAAAAACCUUCAACUCGCUGAGUGGAGUCCCGUGAUAGAGUGGUUCAACAAGCGAUACGAAGUAGAGCUGGUUGCCACUGAUGGAUUGGAGGUGCCCAGUUUUGCCCCUGGAACAGCAAUGAACAUCAGCCGUUAUCUGUCAUCCUACAAUGUGGCCGCUCUGCAUGGUUUCAUGUUCGCCGUUGAUACCAUCAAAUCGCUAAUCUUGACUUGCGCAUGCGUUGAUCGAUUCCUGCUUCCGGAGAAAGCUGUGCUGCUGGCCCGACUAGAGGAGGAAUACCAACUGGGACACUGGGGACGUGUAGAAUGGGCCCAUGAUGUGCAGCAGCUUGAUUCGCAGGCUCGACUUUCCGCCGCUAUUCUAAUGGUGCAUUUGAAUUCCAGUAACGUUACGAUGAAACAAAAGAGUCCCUAAACAUGGCAUUCGGAUUGGAUCGAAAAAUUAA